Molecule: messenger RNA, 300 nt
Organism: Gloeophyllum trabeum ATCC 11539
Lineage: Eukaryota; Fungi; Basidiomycota; Agaricomycetes; Gloeophyllales; Gloeophyllaceae
Exons: 1
Molecular function (GO): RNA-DNA hybrid ribonuclease activity; nucleic acid binding
Source: RefSeq, a predicted model, not a curated record
CUCCGACUUACCAUCCGCUGGACGCCCGGCCACUCCGACGUGGAAGGGAACGAAUAUGCCGAUCGUCAAGCCAAGGACGCAGCGACAGGUAACAGCAGCCCUACUAACCGACUGCCACAGGUACUACGUCGCAAACCUCUCCCUUUCAGCAAAUCGGCUCUGAAGCAGGAACAUCAAGCGAAGCUCAAAUCACUAUGGGAGGCGGAGUGGUCCAAAUCGCCACGAUAUGCGAAGUUUGCCAGCCUCGACAAGAAAUUGCUAUCGGGGUCCUUCCGAAAGCUCGCGAAGACACUUACAAGG